ACCAAAGUUAAUAGAUGGCAAAGUGCUAGUUACUCACACAUUUUUUGCACUUUUUAUUUGAAAGCAACGUAUGAAGAUAUGCUGGCAUGCAUAAACAUUCUCAUGUACUGCAGAUGCUCAAGAUUCUCGUGCUUUCCCUAGUGUAAUAUUCAGAAUGGAAUUUAGAUGCCCCCUUAUUGAUUUGACAGUCAUUAUUGCAUUUGCGAUUCCCAAGAUAAAAUUAUCUCGAAUUGUAGACUUCGAGGUAAAUUCGAAUUUUUUAGCCUAUUAUAAAUGCCCAAGUCUGCAGACAGUCCAGGCUUCAAUUCAUGUUGCAUGUGGUGAUGGGUGCUCAGUCAUUUCCUUAUGAAAAAAUGCCAUCUUCUUCAACCUUUGAUUCAUCUGUUAUUUCGGGACUCCAUGAGAGGCACAAGAGAGAAAUUGAGCUUCUGACAUUGACGACACAACCUAUUAAGACCCUGAAAUUAUUCUUGAUGGCUUUAAUUCAGUAUCUUGAAAGGCCACUGUUGUGGAUUAUCCGAAAGUGUAGGGUGCUUAUGCUUCUCGGUGUUUUAGUAGGAGCAAUUGUGGUUGCAACAGACAACAGGACUCGCGGAAAGCAUGUAACGGAGCUUGUUAAUUAUCUUUCUUUUGGAUUCUGGUGGUUGGCUCUCGGUGUAGCAUCAUCUAUAGGUCUUGGGACUGGUUUGCAUACUUUUGUCUUAUAUUUAGGUCCUCAUAUUGCCUUAUUUACAAUGAAAGCAAUGCAAUGUGGCCGUGUUGACCUUAAAAAUGCCCCAUAUGAUACCAUUCAGUUGAGAAGCACUCCGUCAUGGCUCGACAAAGAUUGUUCUGAGUAUGGACCACCAAUGUAUUCAUCACCUCAUUCACGGGUUCCACUCACUAGUAUACUACAUCAGGUUCAGUUGGAAGCUAUCCUCUGGGGUAUUGGAACUGCACUUGGCGAGCUUCCUCCAUAUUUCAUCUCUAAAGCAGCUUGUAUAUCAGGUGACAAUGCAGAAGGCAUGAAAGAUUUGGCUUCUUCUGAAAACGAUGAUAAGGGAUUCAUUGGCAGUCACCUUAAACAGAUGAAACAGUGGCUUCUUUCACAUUCCCAACAUUUGAACUUCUUUACCAUACUAAUUCUUGCCUCGGUGCCAAAUCCUCUGUUUGAUCUUGCUGGUAUCAUGUGUGGCCAAUUUGGCAUCCCAUUCUGGAAGUUCUUCGCUGCAACAGUGACUGGCAAGGCUAUAGUUAAGACUCACAUACAGACAGCUUUCAUUAUAUCAAUUUGCAACAAUCAGCUUCUUGAACUAGUAGAAAUGGAGUUAGUUUGGAUGCUUAGCUUCAUCCCGGGGUUUGCUUCAUUCCUCCCCAGUCUUAUUGCAAAAUUACACAUUAUAAAAGAGAAGUACAUGGCAUCUUCAGCUCCAGUUUCAUCAAAUAUUAAGAUGGAGAAAUGGGAAUUGUCAAUAGCUUCAAUAUGGAAUACUGUUGUGUGGCUAGUGCUCAUCAAUUUCACUUUCCAGAUCAUUACUGCAACUGCUCAGAGCUACCUCAAAAAUCAGCAGGAAGAAGAAAUUGUCAUGUUGAAAGACAACAUACAUGCAUUAAACCAACCAAUUGGUGUUACUGAAAACCCUGUCUGCGAUUAAAUUUUGAGAGUCUUAAGUCCCACCUAUCCUAUGUUUCGUUUCACAUAUGAUCCGGAAAUUCUACCUAAUCACUGUGAUCAUUUUAAGCGCAAGGGGCUCCAAAAUCUAUUAUCUUUGUAGCCUCUUUGUUUGUUUUAUAUUGUGUUCUAGAAUGUAAUUUUCAGCCAUAUCAGAAACUACAAGUGAAGUUUUAUGUACUUGUGGUUCUAGCACAUAAACUCAUGCUAUAAAUCUGAUUUUGUUUGUCA
Molecule: messenger RNA, 1882 nt
Organism: Daucus carota subsp. sativus
Lineage: Eukaryota; Viridiplantae; Streptophyta; Magnoliopsida; Apiales; Apiaceae
Product: vacuole membrane protein KMS1
Exons: 8
Coding region: 309-1634 (441 amino acids)
Cellular component (GO): endoplasmic reticulum; endomembrane system; membrane
Source: RefSeq, a predicted model, not a curated record